Prunus avium (sweet cherry) is the source of this 1480-nucleotide messenger RNA. RefSeq lists its product as uncharacterized. The record is from RefSeq and is a predicted model, not a curated record. NCBI's taxonomy places the organism in Eukaryota, Viridiplantae, Streptophyta, Magnoliopsida, Rosales, Rosaceae.
AGACGGACAGAGGUAUCAUCUACAUCUAAUACUGCAGCCGCAUUGUACUUUCCAUGGACUGUAGUACACGCUCUCAAUUUAUGCAAACGUGAAAACCCUCCUCAUCCACCCCUGCACUGUGCACCCUCACCCACUGUGUAUGUGUGUGGUGGUGGUGGUGUUGAUGGCAAGAGCACAGCAACAAGGAUAUUAGGGAACAAGGAAUUAGUAAAUCCCUUAGUAUUGGGUUUUCCAAGUUUAUUGGAUUCUGUGGAGGCUGCUAUGCUAACUAACAUGUAUUCGUUGACGGUGAAGCCCUCUUUCUUUUUACCAAAAUUUUCUACUUCUUCUUCGUCGGCUUCUUCUUCUGUACAUUUUUGGGCUGGGUCGUGUUCUUCUUCGGUUACCUUCCGAAUAAAGACGAAAAACAGAGGAAGCAGGUUGAGAAUUCACGCUUACGAGUCUUCAAAGAGCGACAGUCCCAAUGCGUCUGGAGAUUCCAAGCCUCCCAACGGCACUCUGCCAAAGAGCAGGAGAGAAAUUCUUUUGGAGUACGUCAAAAAUGUGCAGCCAGAAUUCAUGGAGCUCUUUGUAAAAAGGGCACCCCAGCAGGUGGUUGAUGCAAUGCGCCAAACAGUCACAAACAUGAUUGGAACUCUACCACCACAAUUUUUUGCAGUCACAGUCACCACCGUUGCCGAAAAUCUUGCACAACUCAUGUACAGUAUCAUGAUGACUGGAUAUAUGUUUCAGAAUGCACAGUACAGGUUGGAACUCCAGCAAGGUUUAGAGCCAGUUGCUCUUCCUGAUGUGCAAGAUAAAAAGGAUGCACCAGAUUAUGCACCUGGGACACAGAAGCAUGUGUCAGGUGAAGUUAUUAGGUGGAAUAAUGUUUCUGGCCCUGAGAGAAUAGAUGCUAAGAAGUACAUUGAGUUACUUGAAGCAGAGAUUGAGGAACUAAAUCAUCAAGUUGGGAGGAAAUCUGCGAGUGGACAAAAUGAACUGUUGGAGUAUCUCAAGUCUCUUGAGCCCCAAAAUUUAAAGGAGUUGACGAGCAGUGCUGGAGACGAUGUUGUGGUUGCAAUGAAUACAUUCAUCAAGCGGCUUUUGGCUGUUUCAGAUCCUGGCCAAAUGAAGACAAGUGUAACAGAGACAGGUGCACCGGAACUUGCCAAGCUGCUGUAUUGGCUGAUGGUUGUGGGAUACAGCAUUCGCAAUAUUGAAGUUCGUUUUGAUAUGGAACGAGUACUUGGGACUCCUCCAAAGCUCGCAGAAUUGCCUCCAGGAGAAAAUGUUUAAUUACGAUUACUCCUCGUGGAAUUACAACUUUCAAUAUAGUGGCACAAGUUCAUGAAUCACAAGGCUCCACAAGGCCUGGCUAAUGGUGAUACUAGAUCUACUACUUAGUCUGUGAGUGUGCCUUUAGAAUCUGGAAGUAGAUGAGGGUUCAAUAGAGAGAUGACCAGACACCAAUUAGGUGAAGGGCUGGGGAAUUUUAGCA